UUUAGGGGAGAAGCAGCAGCAGCAGGAUCCCAUCCUGAGCGCGAAAUGAACGGAUCACAGCUCAAUGAGCUUCCGGAUGACUCCGAGCAGCUGAGGCCGUACGUGGUGAGCCUGAGGCGGGCAGCAGAGGAGGCCGAUGACCGGUCCUCUGUGGGAAGCUUCUCCGACUGCUUCCUCAUCAGGUUCCUGCGCGCCAGGGACUUCGACCUGCAGCUCUCCCUCAAGCUGUUGCUGAACUACCUGCAGUGGAGGAGAGUGAGUCCAGAGAUCAGCACAUGCCUGUGUCCUUUAUCAGUGUCUGGCCUCCUUAAAGCAUCCUACCAUGCUGUUCUCCCACACCGGGAUCCUGCUGGAAGCAGGGUACUCAUCUACAGAAUUGGGCAAUGGAACCCAAAAGACUGGUCAGCCUUCCAGGUGUUCAGAGUCAGUCUGAUGACAUCGGAAAUCAUUUCCAGGGAGACAGAAACACAGAGGCGAGGUAUAAAGGUGAUAUUUGACCUGAAAGGGUGGAGUCUAGGCCAUGCCUUGCAGAUAAACCCCUCCCUCGCCAGAAAGAUAUCCUCUGUGCUUUCGGACUCCUUUCCUCUAAAGGUGAGAGGCAUUCAUCUGGUCAAUGAACCAAUGUUCUUCCGUCCAGUCUUUGCUAUGAUUCGUCCCUUUCUGGCAGAUAAGAUCAAGCAGAGGGUCCAUAUGCAUGGCACAGACUUCCACCACACUUUAAGUGACUUCUUCUCACCAGACGUCUUACCUCCAGAGUAUGGAGGAAGAGGCUUGGAAAUUGAAGAAGUCUGUCAGGCUUGGACCGAGGAACUGCUUCAAUCUGAAAACCUCCUAAAACAAAUUGCUUCUCACCCAACUGGAGACACGUCAUUGAUCUCAGAAGAGAAUGAGACAAAGAAACACACCAAUAUAUGAAGUUUUGGAUGAUGUUACCAGCUUUAAGCUUGAACAUGACUGCUUAUCAUACAUGACUAAAGUCUUUACUGCUUUUAUACCUUUCAACACAAUCAGCCAUAAUGAUUAAAGUGAAGUUUACCUUUAAGCUAAAAGCCCUUCAUGUUACAUUUAAUGUUCAAAUUUCGGGCAAGAGGAUGAAGUUGCAACAACGUCAUUUAUAUGCAGACAGUGGCUUAACAUCAAGAUGAAGAUAUUGAUGUUAUGAUCAUGUGUUGCCGUGAUCUGGAAUCUGGAAAGAAAGGCCCCUUCCACCACCAGGGUAGGUGUUUCUGUAAAGCUCUGCCGCUUUGGAUCGAGACAAAUGUAUGUUUCCAUAUGUUCUUAAAUCUGUCCCUUUAACCUGCAUGUGCCUCUUUAUUAUUAUGUCAACCUUUUUUAAUCUCUUACAGGUUGUUUGCACAUGCCUGUUGUAUUUUCUGACUGUUUUUGUUUAUGUCUGUGGUAAUUUCAAAGCACCAUCAUACAUAGUAUAUUUCUUUUGUUGUGCUUUAGUUCAGCACAAACCUUUUUGUGACCAAAAUGAAAAAAAUAUGUUGGAAUUCACAUUUACACAUAUUCACACAUAUGUGGGAUGUGGGGCGGGGUUUGGGUUGCACUGUAGUCGACCAAAAUCCCGGUAGGUUUUGAAAUUUCCGCCCGGACAUUUUUUUAGGUAUGAAAAGUAGGAUAUGUCCGGGAAAAAGAGGACAUCUGGUCACCGUACCAUAUAAACAAUGAGAUGUUUCAGUGAGUGCUUGUUGCUAUGAUGCGUCUUCGCUCAGCAGCUUCACUCCUUAUAAACCAACCAUGAGCAUACCAUCAAA
Messenger RNA from Cyprinodon tularosa, 1760 nucleotides. It is a transcript of the gene ttpa, whose product is annotated as tocopherol (alpha) transfer protein. Gene Ontology annotation, molecular function: phosphatidylinositol bisphosphate binding. Gene Ontology annotation, cellular component: membrane. The coding region runs from base 46 to 915 and encodes 289 amino acids. Lineage: Eukaryota; Metazoa; Chordata; Actinopteri; Cyprinodontiformes; Cyprinodontidae. The transcript is spliced from 5 exons. The record is from RefSeq and is a predicted model, not a curated record.